GUAUAUGAUUUGGCAUAUUGCUCUGUUGUCUACAUACAUGUAUUUGGCCAAAUAGUUGCGAUAUUCUUUACAUGAAUGGCAAAAAUUUAUUAAGGACAUCUAACUUCUCUGUAUUUGCGGCAAAUGAUCCUCAGGUCAAUUCUGUCCGCAUGGGAAGAAAAACACAUAAAUGUUGUGUUAGUUAUCAGCUGAUUGAUGGGCAUUGUUGGCCCAGUGACACAGUACCGUAUUAUAUUCCACUCAAAUUUACACUUUUUGUAGGAGGCUAAGGAAGGUGAUGCUGAAAGAAUAAGAAUCAUGAAAAUGGUGAAGGUAUGGUAAUGAUUUUUCAAGGCCACACAAGAAAUUUGUUUUUUUUUUGCAUCACCUUGAAAGCUGUUGCUAUAAUCAGUUAUUUUUUUACAAAGUAAAGAAAACUUUGAACUGAAGUUUUGACAUAUUUUAUGACAUCAAACAGAAAAAGUCAAGGUAGUUUAAAUUUCACUAUAUAGUGACAGUGACUUUUUUGUAUAUUUAUUGUUUUAAAAUCUUAGGAUCAGACUCUAGUUUUGUGUCAGUUGGUAAAAAGGCAAAAUGAAAUCUAUGGCCAUUUAAGAGAUUGUAUUUAAGAUGAAAUUCAGCCAAAAAGAAAAACUUUUAAACCUAAAGGAGAAGAAUCAAACCUUAGCAAGAAACAGAAACUAGAGACCUUUCUGUCUUUUAAACUCGUUAAGUUUAAUUGUGUUCUUACAUUUUCAAGGAAGGACUAUUGUCUGUUGAAGAGGCUAUGGAACAAGCCAAAACUCUAGGAGUAAUGGCUUCUACUGAGCCUGCGGGUGACGAAAACAGUGAAGAAAAGAUCUUUAACUUUGGAGUUUAUAAAUAUGGCAGAGACAAAACGAGUCUUUCAAGAAGAAUUUUACAGGUACAUCUUUUAACCCUAACACCAAUGCACAUACAUGUAGGGUGAAUUUCACUGAGAAAUUAUUAAAUUCUUGAUUUUGGGUCUUCCACGUUGAAUCCUAGAUCCAAACAAAUUUUGGGCUGGGGUUUGUUACUUGAAGUCCAUGUGGACAAUAAGGAUUACUGUUUGGUAAAAUCUGUUUUUGGAUUUAUUUUUCAAUAUGCCCCCAUAUUCACCACACUUCUGUCUAAAAUAAUUUGUCUUGUAAAUUGGCAGUAGUGGAAAUUAGAAUUUGAAUAAGAGAUACAAAAUGAAAUUAUGCAAAUUUUCAUAAGCAGGUUUUAAAAGUUUGUUUAAAAAUGUUUCUCUGUAUUUCUUGGAAAAAGAAUACAAAUAAAUGACAUAGAAUUUGUUUCCUUUUAGUUUGACUUUCAGGAGAAAGUUCUCUGCAUAAUCCAAAAAGGAAACAGAAACAAAAAGUUUGCAUUUACAGACCUGCGAGGUUUUGACAGUGAGGUAAGUGUUGGCCUGUGAAGAGUCCUCUGGUGUGAUAGUUACACAGGCAUGUCCCUCGCAAGAGGGUACAGUUUUGAUUUUGAAGUAUUUUGGGACAAAAGGGGUGUGUGCGUGUGUGUAAGGCAUGGAGGGGAGGCGGGGGAGCGGGGGUGCAGAGGGACUGAAGGGGUAGGUAUGGAUGUGUAUACAUCACCUGAAUGGAGGAUGUCAUUUAUCUUUCUUCUUCUCAGUUGACUUUCAGUAAACAUAACUGUAAAGGUUACCUUUCUGUGGUGUCUCUCGAUUAAAAUCCAAGCUCUUCAUCUGUUUCAAUAUCCCUUCACAAAAGGCAGGGCCUAUUAGAAAUCAGUGGGUACUUUCCAUUUAUGUGAGAAAAUCAAAAUUUCCAGUUGGAAAAUCAAAUGAUUUGUGCCAUUCAAUUUGGGAAGCCUCAGAAAAUAUAGGCUGUGAUUUGAGGCGAUGAAAAAUUUCUACUCUUUCAAGCCUGUUGAUUUUGUAGUGGGUUGUUCUCCCACCGAGUCAAAAUUUGUAGUUUUAUGUUUAUGAACAAGAUUUCCACCUGGGUGGUUUGUGUACAUGUAAAUAGGAAAUACCCAGUAUCUCACUACAGGACUGGUAUAAAUUUCUUAAUUUGGUUUGAAUUUUAGGAUGGUGUACGGUUUUACAUUUACUUUGAUAGCGACUACGAACUUGAUGCUGACAGUGUGGAAGAGAAAAAUAAGGUCAGUAUAUUGGGACUUCAUUUCACUUCUACCACACCUGUGGUGCACUUGAUUUGUCAAUGUAAAAAUCACUGGGUCACCCUUCUCGUUAGACAAACCAGAAAAGUUGUUGGAUGUACAUUACGUUGACUCUUAUUUUUUUUGAUAUCUGUGCAAAUCUUCUGCUACAAAUGUCUCUAGUGUUUGAUCCAUCCAGUGUUUGUGUCUAACUGUAGUUAGGAGUUCAUUGGCAUGAGCACUUUUUAGUUGAAUAUUGUCUGAUGACUGACAGUUAUUUGUAGGCCUGCCGUGUUGUAGCCCUUGAAUAUUUCUUUUUUUUGUUAAAAUCCCAAAAAGUAAAUCGUGGCUUGGAACCAUUUUGCAAGAGAGACAGGAGAGAGGUUCUUAUGUCUGGUAACAUCUUCAUCUAUUGAUUGAAAGUGUAGAGUGAUACAUAAAUUCAUCAGUAAUUUUGCCAGAAUUAAUUUGGUCUUGGAGGGAGAGGGUUAAUAUUUGCCUGGACGUAGAAACAAUAAAGAUUAAUGUGUAAUUAUCUUCUUUCUUUCUGAUUAAUGAAUGUUUCCAAUAAACUUAAACUGCUUAUUUCUUGUUAGGCAGCAUUAAAUUAAUAUUGGACUGUGUUGCUCUAAGCUAAACAGUUUUUUUCAUUUUUGAUAACAGAUUUGUCAUUUGCUGGAAUCCAUUGUACAGCAGAACCAAGGAGAUCAACCAGAUGGUAAGCCCAUUUCUUUCCCCGGCAGUUCAAAAUGGCACAUAAUAAUAAUGCUUGUAAUAAUAAUAAUGAUAAUAUUAAGUUAUUAUUACCAAAAAACAGUUUUAUUGUCAAUUUUCAGAUUUUAGAAGUACUAUAAAACUUAUAAAAAUCCAAAAGAGGUCCCAGUGGAUGGCUAAUAGUAAUAAUAGAAAUAGUUGUUAAUAAUAAUAAUAUUAGUAAUAAUAACAACAACAAUAAUAAGUUGACUCCUGGAAACUCAAACCUUCUGGGUAAAUAAAAAGUUUGAGUUAUCAGGAGUUAGAGUUAUGGGGAGUCCAAAGCGCAUACAAUGUAGCCAGAAAUAAGGAAAUAAUGAAGGGAAAGGAAUACAACUAUCAUGUACACUUCUCUUCAAGGGCAGCAAGAUAUAUAUUAUUGAUAUUUUGUAAAAGGAAUUAAAGCAACAAAGCUUGAAAAAUAUACAGGGAUGGACACUGUGUGUUAACUUGACUGACAAGAAAGUAGAGACAAAGACUACAGUAGCGAGGUUUGAGGUAUUGGGAGUCGACUACAAAAAAUGAUAAUAACUAUAAUAAUAAUGAAAAACGUCUCAUUAUAUCAAAUUGUUUGGCUAAGGGGGUUGUUAGUGGUAGCCUAAUCUUGGUUGAUUCCAUGUUUUAGGAGAAUUUGUUGCACCAUCACUUGACACUGCGAGGAUCAUCAAAGAAGGGCAAAUUGAGAAGAAAGGCCAUAGUGCGGCAUUUAUGAUGUGGCCAAGGUAA
Porites lobata is the source of this 3597-nucleotide messenger RNA. NCBI's taxonomy places the organism in Eukaryota, Metazoa, Cnidaria, Anthozoa, Scleractinia, Poritidae. The record is from the annotation of a GenBank genome assembly.